AUGAAUGGAAAUGAAGAAACGAGAAGAACACCAAAGAAGAGGGGGAGAGAGGAUACUGCUAUGGACCUCAAAAAGACGGUGACUGACAGUCUCCAUUCUUCGCCGUUCCCACCGAGUGGUUUAUUGAAGCCUGUCACCGGUCAAGUGACACAAGCGGUGACCAAUCCAUCUCUAGACCCCUUUUUUGGCAUCUGUAUGGCCUGUCAUCAAAACCGGAUCUUAAAUAACGAGUGUAAACAGUACACAGGUCGUAGGUGCGGUGUAGCUGAUCAUACGCGUCUCGGCUCCAGACUUGACCAACUUCAAGACAUGGCUUCUCCGUCCAUGACCCAUCACCCGCCACCGUGA
Molecule: messenger RNA, 348 nt
Organism: Aspergillus luchuensis
Lineage: Eukaryota; Fungi; Ascomycota; Eurotiomycetes; Eurotiales; Aspergillaceae
Exons: 1
Coding region: 1-348 (115 amino acids)
Source: RefSeq, a predicted model, not a curated record